AUGGGAGGGCCGACGCGCCUCGCUGAGUCAACUGUCACCGUCACCCUCACGACAGACAGCGAGGAGGCGGCAGCUAAGCGCCCCGGGCUGGCCCUGCCGGUGGGGGAGCUCCUCCAGCGCUACACCGACAUCCCGUCCUGGGAUAACUGCUGCAUGGCAGCAAGGGUCGGCAACACGAGGGAGGUUGACUACUUUCUCUACUCGCAAGACGGCACGGGCAAAGGUGUCUGCACGGGCAGCAGGUCUGUGCGCAUCGAGAUCACGCCCAACAAGAAGCCGAACUGGCCAGUCGUCUACUACGAAACCGGCAAGGCGCGCACCCUUCGAGCAGAUGAGCCACCCUUUGCAGUAGACGACGUCUCGGCGUCGGUGUCGGAGAGCAGCCGCAGCGGUCAGCAGGUGCUGGAGCGGCAGAUCGACCUCUCGCUGGUGCCGCUGCGCGACCCGCUCGCACCCAACCCUCAGACGGGCAGGGUGGUGGCGCCGCACGGGCUGAUUGGCCAGUCCUUUGACGGCGACGCCAUAGCUGUCGACGGCAAGAAGGAUUGCUACCGCGAGCUGUGGUGGCGGCAGACGUCCUUCAAGUCCAAGGAGAUCACGACGGAGGCGCAGGGGGAGGGCGCCAUCGAGGGCUCCGCCGACGACUACAAGAUUGACGACCCCUUUGGCCAUACCUUCAAGUACUCGCGCUGUAGCGCGUUUGAGGCAGCGCCGCGCAGCGUCUCGGCGCUCUCCGGCGCCAAGCGCGCGGCUGGGAGCAGCGCCGUCUGGCAGGCCAGCAAGGCGGGCAUCCUUGGCGACGACCUGCAUCAGUGGGAAGCUGAGAGCCCCGCGCGCUGA
Messenger RNA from Emiliania huxleyi CCMP1516, 840 nucleotides. RefSeq lists its product as hypothetical. The transcript has 5 exons. The record is from RefSeq and is a predicted model, not a curated record. The coding region runs from base 1 to 840 and encodes 279 amino acids. Lineage: Eukaryota; Haptophyta; Isochrysidales; Noelaerhabdaceae.